UUUGUGAAAAACGAUUUCACUGUAGCUGCGAUCUCUUGCUGUACAACAAUUUAUUUAAUUAUCUUCUACCAGCUACUCCCUAUUUACAGAGAUGGCUCGAUUUGCGAAUAUUUGGUGCAUGUCGCCCACCACAGAGAUACUGACAAUUGGCGCCCUUGGAUUUGUACACGCAGGAACACAAUGCUACUGGUACUUCGGUGAGGGGAAGACUGAUAGGAUACUAGGCGCCGUGGACACGAAGGGAUACUUCACGUCCUGGGAAGAGAAAAUCAUCCAAAGUGCCCUCCACGGCAUGGAGUUCAUGAAAAACGCUCUUACUCCCUUGCACCUGUUGUUCUACCUGCUGAUGUUCCACGCGUUAUUGUUUGUGAGUAUUAUACCUGAGAUAUUUACUAAAAAAACAAUAUAG
Messenger RNA from Schistocerca gregaria, 409 nucleotides. RefSeq lists its product as uncharacterized. NCBI's taxonomy places the organism in Eukaryota, Metazoa, Arthropoda, Insecta, Orthoptera, Acrididae. The transcript is spliced from 3 exons. The record is from RefSeq and is a predicted model, not a curated record. The coding region runs from base 92 to 409 and encodes 105 amino acids.